Messenger RNA from Dentiscutata erythropus, 180 nucleotides. The record is from the annotation of a GenBank genome assembly. Lineage: Eukaryota; Fungi; Glomeromycota; Glomeromycetes; Diversisporales; Gigasporaceae.
AUGAAAUUCAUUCAAUCUAUAUUGUUGCUACACCCAUCAAUUGCAGAAAGAGGAGCUGAAAACUACAAUCAAUCGUCGUAUUGGCCUAUUUCAAAUUCAGAAAAGCAAGAUGAACUUGAUUCUGUAAAACUUGUUGUUGCACUAGACAGCGAUGACGUUGAUGAAAUUAUGACUUGUUGA